Molecule: messenger RNA, 764 nt
Organism: Amaranthus tricolor (Joseph's coat)
Lineage: Eukaryota; Viridiplantae; Streptophyta; Magnoliopsida; Caryophyllales; Amaranthaceae
Product: protein TIFY 5A-like
Exons: 3
Coding region: 152-532 (126 amino acids)
Biological process (GO): response to wounding; regulation of jasmonic acid mediated signaling pathway; regulation of defense response
Cellular component (GO): nucleus
Source: RefSeq, a predicted model, not a curated record
AUUUUUUCUUCUACCCUUUCAUAUUUCCAUUUUUCAACAUCACCCUUGUCUACUUCAAUUUUUUUUAUUGUUUUUCUUUCAAAUUUCAUCAUUAUUAUUAUAAAAUCCUCACAAAUAAUUAUCUGCAUAAUCAAUUUUUUACAAAAAUAAAAUGGAAUUCGAUCUUGAGCUUGGCCUUCUACCAUCUUCUGCGUCUCUGUCUACAACGCAAUCAAGUAAUGGAGGAAAAAGUUCAAAGCAAGAACAAAUGACUAUUUUCUAUAAUGGAAGAAUCUGUGUUUGCGAUGUAACCCAAGAUCAGGCAAGAAGUAUAAUAUCUCUAGCAAGUAGGUAUAAAUCAACAGAAGGAAUGAUGUGUAGAUCACAAUAUACAGGUGGAGAUGAUGCUAAUCAUUCCAUCUCACAAACCUUACAAUCUCAAAGAUUAUGUGCUCAAAAUGGUACUCAAUCUAUGAAACGAUCGUUGCGACAAUUUCUCGAGAAAAGAAAGCACAGGGCCCAAUCCACAUUUCCUUACCAUCGAACUCCUUAAUUUCACUAAUUAGUUGGAGAGCAAAUAUCACUUUCAGAAAAAAAAUCAUGAGUUUGAUUUUCACCUAAUUAUUUUUUUUCUUCGGCCUAUUCUGUAAUCCAAAAAGUCCUACGCAUAGAUUAGUUUUUGAAUUUUGGUCCAUCCUCUUAUUUUGCCUAUCAAAAGGGUUUGUUAAUUAUGUAAUGUUGAUUACUAUAGUCUUCUUUGGUUCAUGUAAAGUUUAAUUUUGCAA